Molecule: messenger RNA, 2247 nt
Organism: Symbiodinium sp. CCMP2592
Lineage: Eukaryota; Dinophyceae; Suessiales; Symbiodiniaceae
Source: the annotation of a GenBank genome assembly
AUGGAACUCUCCUUUGCCGGGCCUUCGCUGGAGUCGACACGCCGAGAAGCUCUCCGCCGUCGGCUGCGACCAGCGAUUUUGGUGCUGGUUUCGUGGGGGCUUCUGGCACUCGCAAUUUGGUCGGCAACCGUCGAACCAAGCUACGAGAAUGUCGAGUUUCCCCACUCGACGUCCUACGACUCCUACAACCUCACCUUUGCGACGGUGAUGCUGCAGAUUGUUGCUGCUUCGGCCGGCGUAGUGCUCAUGCACGCCCGAACCGACUGCCUUUUCCACCUCGGGGCCAUUUUGUUCGUGAUGUGGAUCAGCGAAGCAGCCCUGGUUGUCCAGUACAUCUUGCAGUUCCUUCGUAUCAAAGACUAUGGCCUGACGGUGGCGAUAUCGCUGGGUUGCUUGCAUGGCGUAGGCUUCGGCUAUCAGAAAACGUUUAUCUUCAACUGCAUGUCGGACAUUGAACUUGUUCUGGCCAUAAAUCUGGGUACACGGAAAGCUGCCCACAUGUUGCUCGUAGAUGCACUGCUCUCCAUUCUUGCGGUUACAGCAGCUGCGGCCCAAAGACUCAGGGCAGAUAUGGGUUUGCACUGGCCCGACUCAGUUCGAAUACUGUCGAGCAUGGUUUGUUGGGCAUUUCUGUGUGCCAGCACUAUUUUUGCCCUCCAGACUUUCAAAAUCAUGGGUGGUGUGCUCCGGCUGUCGGAGGACACAACUGCUCGCUUAGCACAGGAAGCCAAAUCACGCAGUCAGAUAUGGUUUCAAAAUGGUGACCCGGAGAUUGAGGCUACCUUUCACAAGUUGCGGAAGCACAGGCGCCACGUUCUGACCUUGUCUGUGGUUAGGCUGCUGGUUUUCGGUCACAUCAUGCUCUUCGGUGGCUUCCUGUGGCCACUUCCUGCGGACUUGAGUGCCCGGGUAACAGACCGCUUGGGCGGGGGAUUUGCUGGAUAUUUGAUGACAGACUCAGUGCUUAUUACGACUCUGUACUACCUCUACCUGAUCGUCAUCAUCUGGUAUGUCUACGGAGGCUUGUCGUCUCUUGUGGGCAUCCAUGCACGGUUCCAAGAGGAGCUUUGGCAAGUGUGUGGGCGGGGGAAGGCAACCAUGGCAAGGCUUCUAAGCUCGCUUCUGUUGGAGGAGCUGCGCUUGGCGAAGCGUGCCCGCCAGCAAGCGGGCUUUUCUUUGUCGAGCGAUCCGAGAUGGCAGGCUCAAGUCCAGGAUCUGGCGUGCCGUGCGAUUACCGUGGAGGUGCUCCUGGACUUCUACCAGGGCCUAGGGCGAGACUAUAUGCGGGGCUUCAACCCGGACAGGCACACGACCAGUGAUGUGGUGCGGCAAGCCAUCAUUCCCCUGAGUGCAAGCGCUGGAUCCGACAUGGCAAAUGUCCUGAUGCAAGGCCAGCGAAUGCUACCCGAGGCCAUGGUCUCCCACACAUGGCGAGGCCGCUUCCGGGACUUGGUCGCGGCUGUUGUGGCUGACGGUCUCGGGGAGCAAGAGUAUGGUCGCAUUGGCAAUCUACUGGACACCGACGUGGAUUUGAUAAAGCACUGGAUCUCCAGGGGCUGUGGACUUCAACGGACGUAUUGGAUCUGCGCCUUCUGCGUGAACCAACACAAGAGCAUCUGCUCACCAACGGUUCAACAGACAGACUCCGUCACAGGCGCGCUAGUGCCACCAUGUGGCUGCGGCUGUCCAAAGUUCCUGAACACGGACGCACCGUGUCGAGCGGACGGUUCCAGCAUUCAGUGCGAAAUGAACAAGUUCGGGGACAUGAUGGCUUGGCUAGCGGCCAAGGACAGCUCCUUCACACACGUUCUCGCCCUGGAUUUGGAUCUGGACCUGUUGCAGAGAGCUUGGUGCGUGGCAGAGGCUGCGGAAUCGUACAUCAUGGGCAUGUCCCAGUACAUGAAGGUCAGCAGCCUGUCGAACAUCAGACGGAAAUGGGCCAAAGUGAAGAAGCUGCGCGUCGAGGACAUGUCGGCUUCCAGGCCGGAGGAUGUCGCUGAAAUCUUGCAGCGCAUUCCCAACAAGGAGGAGUUCAAUACGCAGAUUCAGAAGCUGUUCGAUCGGCUCUUCGGACAGUUCUGGCACCUACCGCCGUCCGAGAGAGUUCGCGUUAUGUGCCGUGAGCUGCGAUGGAGGAUGAACAUGGUCGAGGCGAUGUCGGAGGAAGCCACAAGCCCGAUGUCAUCCGGGAGUCAGAAGAAGGGCGCGACGUCCCCGCUGCCUCCCCUGGAAUCUGCGAUGUUUUGA